GUAACUCAUAUCCAAGGUGUCGUGUAAGUCCAUGUCGCUUAAUGGAGGUGGCUUUUUGUGAAGCCUAUCUCCUAUCAGCCGAAAGGUGGCUGGGCCACAUGAGUCAACAUUACGAGAAAGUGCCUUACCAUCCAUUUUUCCUCAUUUUCCUCAUUGAAAUGACAACAUUGGAAUCCCUUGGCAGAAGGCAUAGCCCCAUGCCUUUCUCUACGGAAAAAGUCUUCUCGACUCUCAGUCUCGCAUUUAAAUCACCAGAUUAAUAUUUACAACUAUAGAUGAGAACCAAUAUACUACGUUGAGCGGUUGAUCAUUUACGCCAGUUGUCGUUGCGGUGUAUCCGGCCCCCAAACACGUCACCUGCAGCCUGGUCUACUUGGAUUCGUCUCAAGCGAGUGUUGGUGCAAUUAUUCGUUGGGCAUGAAUGUCUUCGAAACCGAUACGACCCUAUUCCAUGACCCAUGCGGGCUUGAUAGGUAAACAAGGUGACGUUCACCAUUCUAUAAUGUGUGUGAUCUCCUAAUUUGUUUUGGAGGGGGAUAGGUCCCUUAUUUUACUCAAUUUUCCCAUUUAAUAGGAAAAGGGGGAAGGCCUGAUUUAUGCCGACAUAUGUAGGAAGGAGUUAGCCAACUCGGUCGACUAACAACAUGGCCAAUAUAGGUCGUUUCGGACUAGCAGCAAUAUCAAACACUCUCGAUUCAACUCAAACAUUAUUAAGCCUCAAUUUCGAUUUUUCAAUCGCCAAAUUCGAGCCUCCUCGAGAAUUCCACGAACUCGGCCGCUGUCUCACCGCUGGAAGAAGAAGCAUAGCUGAAGAUGGCCUUCUCCAUAUUACAGCACGGAGGCUGGCUGCGAGCUUCAGACCCCUGCUACCGCAAACCCCGACAUUGAUUAAGUGCUAUGGCCUUCGUGCUUCGGAAAUCGCAAAGGCGUCUACAGAAAGUCUUCCAGACAGCGUUGGCGUUUUCACAUCGCAGGUGGGGAUCGACGGCACGAGCAUCUGGGCCGGUGCAACAUCCGGCGAAGGGGCUAUCCAGGUCCAUUUGCUGGCUUGUAUGCUUGCAAGAAUAUGGAGCGGGCCCGAGGCCACUUCAAUAUGGGUUGAGCUACUCGAAUCCCGUCUACAAGAAAUACGAAAUGAAUUCCAAAAGCUUGGAUUAAUGGACGUUGGGGUAUUGUCUACCACUCAGCAGCAAAUUGAUAGAUCACAGCUUGCCGAAUGGGACGCAAGUGCUCGCGCGUGGUUGAGAAUAGCAGAUGCGGAAAAGUCAUUGCCGCAGAAACAGCUGCUACUUAUCAUCGAAAACCUCAGCAGAAAGGUAAAUUCGAAGCCAUCCGUCUACCAUAGCGUCAUGAAAGCUUGGAUUAGUGGCCUCGAGGGGAUGGAAAGUCUACUCCAAAACUCCCCCAUGGGAAUGCAGACUGGUGAUUUACUUCUCGCUCUUUCGUCGUGGCAUCUUUACCCAGAUCUCAAUAUUUUGGGUCCCGCUACUAAAGUCAUUCACCAAAGAGAUCCGUUAGUCCCACCAUCGGGGAUCUUGACGAUAGGAAUGGAGCCGAAUGGCUUCAUCUCGAACGGGGGCCUCCAAUGGUCUUUACCUUUGGCGCAUCUUCGCUACUACGGCGACCCGGUAGUACGGACAGGGCUUGUAUCCACCAAAGGGUCGCGCCUGUCUCUAGUAGACUUCAAAAUGGCCGUCCUCGGUUGUGUAAUAGGAGGGUGGGGAGUAGACGAUCGAGGUGUUGAGGAUGCCUUAAGGUGGAUUAAAAAGCUCUCGAGAGUUAUAGGUAGACUUUCCGAAGCAUCGUCGGUUAUGUCGGGGAGUUCGUGGCUAUCCAUACUCGGGGAAGCAGCCCACAUGUUUCUGACAUCUACCGGGUCUAAUCGGGAGUUCUUUACCCGAGUUCUCAAUUUGGGAAGAAACCACGCGAUGUUUAUAGGCGAAACUUCGCUUCCCUACUUUGGCAUGGCCGAUGUGCGGAGAACGUUAUCAUUAUCUAAUACUAUCGCAAGGAAGACGGAGGUGUUACGAUCGUUAGCUAAUUCCAUGAAUUUCGGCCAGGAGCAGGCGAUAAUCCGUCACAUCCCAGAGGAGGCACUAUCAGAUCAUCUGUCUAACCCGGCCCGGCCCCGGCUCCCACCAAAACAAGGCAAGCCAGAACAGCGAAAGACUAACACCCGAUGGAUAACAUCAUGGGCUACACGAAAUAGGGCCAGAUCCAAAAGUUUACCAGAUAAUGGGUAUUGUGGGUGUAAGAAAAUACGAUAUAGCAUGAUUGGUGAGGAUAUCACGCCUAUGGAAGACGAGCCAUUACAAACAAUCCAUCAUAAAGAAGAGCCGACAGACGUUGUCCAGAAUGCGCCAGAGAUGGGAAACGAUUGUGAAGAAGAUCGCCAUAAAACCCGGUCGAAUUGGUUUGAACACUAUGAACGUUGGGUAGGAGAUGAUGCGAACACUGUGGCAAUUUUCCUGCGGCUCUAUAUGAAUAGGCCGUCAGCGCGACAGAAUAUUAGCUCUACUGCCCUUUAUCAGAUUUUCGAGGACGCACUCGAGGAUCACAUGCUUCUGCCCAUCUUCCUUGAUGGACUAGAAUCCCUAGAAAGACCGUAUCUUACGUCUUUGUGGGCCUUCGCUACCAUGGCUUCGCUUUAUGGCCAAUUUGGCGAGGCAACAAUCGAUGCUCGAGUUUUUGAGGCAUCUCUUUUUCAGGCGGAUUGGUACCCAUCCCCGGGUGGGAGUUUCGCUGAAAUAUACAAACUAAAGAGCGUGGGCUCAUGGGCUCCGGAUCUCUUCUUACCUCAAUUCCUGAAACUCGAAUUAAAAAGAGCCCAAACGCGCGAAAACUUAGAGGCUGACAUGUACGGGGUAAUUGGCAAGGCUGAAUCAUCAAUGGACAGCUCCCGCGAGUCGCUGGACGAAAGCCAACCUGAUGUUUCAUGUAGGACAUCUGCGCAAGGAGAAUGCCUGGAACCUAAGGACAUACUUCAACGUAUAUACAUCCACACAAGGCCUCAGGACAUGAGUACACAACAAUCUUUCUCAUGCGUCCUGUUUUUCGAGAAUUUCUUCCAUAUUCCCCCUCCACGACUCGAAAAUGUCAUAGCAUUGUCAAGUGGAAAUUCUUUAUUCAUUGCAACUUCCCUGCUGUCAGACCCGAUAAAUUUACCACCGCGAAGGGGCAAGAUUCGACACGUUAUGGGGAACUUGGGACGUUCAGGCACCGCCUUACUCGUCCCACCAACGUCACCUCGAAUGAUGAAAAUUGGUAUUGAUCAUUGGUAUUUCGUAAACCAUACCGCUUGGGACGGAAUCCCAAGAGACUGUUUCCAAGACAGUACACUGCAUUUGAAAUUCACUGGUUGGACACAGGAGGUGGACAUUGGCCAAAGUGGCGCGCAGGACAAGGAGGUUAAAAUGCUUGAGAGUGUUGUUUCUCUCUAUGGAAAGGGUGAAUGGGUUGCCGAUCUCGAUGUCCUCAAAGCUCUCUAUUUCUCAGUCGCCAGGCGCGAAAAUAAGUCUGAGGAAGAUGCUGCAGGGCAAGACAUGGCAAAUAAUGCGCAACCACCAAUCAAUAAACGGCAUCCCUGCAGUUGCAAGAACAAGAGAAAAUAUUUACCCGUGAAUGUACCGCUCGUCGCCAUCGAAAACUGGUUCGACCUCCUGGAUAAAAAGGAGGAAGAUAGCAUCUUCCUAGCUACUGGAAAUUGGCAGGCACGCUUGGCUGCCAUGAUGAUCUGUCAUACGCAAAAGAGAAAGGCAUGCGUACUCGCAGAGGAUCAGUGUUUCACGUGUCUGGCCUCGAUGGUUGAAUCAUCCAAGGGCCCUACGGUGUAUAUCUACUAAAUCAGGAUUAUCUAUGUCCCUAGCUUUUCAAUAAUCUAGGCUGUCCUAUGCCAACUCAUGCCUACAAGUUCAGACAUGGUGUUUUGAGCACAGGUUUGCUUAUACUACACUGGCAUCUGUGAGGUCACAUUCGGUCAUACUUAUUGGUUUGCCCCCAUCGCGUAAGCGAUGGACAUACGGCGUGAUCGAGAUUAGUCUUUAUGAAAUCGCUGUUCCUAGCAU
Molecule: messenger RNA, 4064 nt
Organism: Hypoxylon trugodes
Lineage: Eukaryota; Fungi; Ascomycota; Sordariomycetes; Xylariales; Hypoxylaceae
Exons: 1
Coding region: 645-3842 (1065 amino acids)
Source: RefSeq, a predicted model, not a curated record